This is a messenger RNA of Spodoptera exigua (beet armyworm), 6479 nucleotides long. The record is from the annotation of a GenBank genome assembly. Lineage: Eukaryota; Metazoa; Arthropoda; Insecta; Lepidoptera; Noctuidae.
GAAUUUGACCCCGAAGCUCGUGUCCGGAGCAGAAGGAGAGUGUGGUGUAGGGCUAGGCCCUUCGUUUUUGAUCUUCAUCUUGUCGAAUAUUGUGUAAAAUGGGCACAUAAUAGUUAACAUACUCAGAUAUUGAAGAUACGUGCUCAAAGUUUACGCAGUAAGUUAACUGUUACAAUCUGGUGAAGUAAGUAUACUGUGUUAAAAUGGCCAACCCAAAUCGUGAAAGUGUCAGUACGCGGUUUUCUGAUAAUUAUGAUCUUAAAGAAGAAUUGGGAAAAGGAGCUUUUUCAAUCGUUCGCCGUGCUGUGCAGAAAUCAACCGGUUACGAAUUUGCAGCCAAAAUUAUUAACACUAAAAAACUCUCCGCAAGAGACUUCCAAAAGUUAGAGAGAGAGGCCCGAAUUUGCCGAAAACUUCAACAUCCUAACAUUGUGAGACUCCAUGACUCGAUUCAAGAGGAACAUUUUCACUAUCUGGUUUUCGACCUGGUAACGGGCGGUGAAUUGUUCGAAGAUAUCGUUGCCAGAGAAUUCUACUCUGAGGCUGAUGCGUCUCAUUGUAUACAGCAAAUUCUUGAAUCUGUACACCAUUGCCACCAUAAUGGGGUUGUUCAUAGAGACUUAAAACCAGAAAAUCUCUUGCUUGCUAGCAAAGCUAAAGGAGCUGCAGUGAAGCUUGCUGACUUCGGAUUAGCCAUUGAAGUACAAGGCGACCAACAGGCUUGGUUUGGUUUUGCUGGUACUCCUGGCUAUCUAUCACCUGAAGUACUUAAAAAAGAACCAUACGGUAAACCAGUAGAUAUCUGGGCGUGCGGUGUGAUCCUAUAUAUUUUGCUUGUUGGAUAUCCUCCAUUUUGGGAUGAAGAUCAGCAUCGACUGUAUGGGCAAAUUAAAGCGGGAGCGUAUGAUUACCCGUCGCCCGAAUGGGAUACAGUAACGCCCGAAGCGAAAAGUCUCAUAAAUCAGAUGUUAACUGUUAACCCAAGCAAGAGAAUAACGGCUUCUGAAGCCCUUAAACACCCAUGGAUUUGCCACCGGGAACGUGUUGCUUCUGUUAUGCACAGGCAAGAGACCGUGGACUGUUUGAAGAAAUUCAAUGCACGACGCAAACUGAAGGGUGCAAUUUUAACAACUAUGCUUGCUACACGCAAUUUCUCUGGAAAAUCUAUGGUAAAUAAAAAAGGAGACGGGUCACAGGUCAAAGAAUCAACUGACAGCAGCACAACAUUGGAAGAUGAUGACCUAGACAAGGACAAGAAAGGCGUAGAUAGAGCAUGUACUGUAAUUUCCAAAGAGCAUGAUGAAGAAGCGCUGACUAAAGCUGAUUCAUUUGGCAAAGCUCGUGGUGACAGUAACGCUUCUUUGCGCCGAGCUGAAGUUAUUAAAGUUACUGAAGUGCUCAUAGAUGCAAUUAAUAACGGUGAUUACGAAACCUAUUCCAAAUUAUGUGACCCAAAUGUAACUGCAUUUGAUCCAGAUGCACUAGGCAACCUUGUGGAAGGCGUCGAAUUUCAUAAAUUCUUUAUCGAUAACACGCCAACCCAUGUGAAAACAAACACGACGAUCUUAAACCCUAGAGUGCAUCUUCUCGGUGAUGAUGUAGCGGUAAUCGCAUACGUAUGCGUAACACAAAGUGUGGACGCCGAGGGCCGACGAGCCACACACCAGUCGCAAGAGACUCGCAUAUGGCACAAACGCCACAACAAGUGGACGGCAAUACAUUUCCAUCGCUCCUAACUAGUCCCUUCUACCACCCAAACAUGUACGGUAGAGGAUAAUGGUCUUGUAAGUCAGGUGACACGUAAUGGAGACAUCGUUACUUUGCAACAGUCUUUAACAAUUCAAAGUAUCGAGUAAGACCACGAAACUACAAAAUCCUCUUCAUCGUACAGUAUAAAAUUUAUUAUCCAAUUCUGCUAUGAAACUUACACGAAUUUUAUUAGAAUUCUUUGUAAUCCAAAAAAUUAAGUUAAUUACUUAUAGGUAAAUGUUAUUGACACCUGUGUAAGCGAUUCGGAAGUUGAUUCUUAUCCGUUAAAGUCACUAAAUAAAAAUACGAUGUGGCUAAAAUGUGAUACCGUUAAAUUCAAUGCUUUGUGCUAGUUAUAGUAGAGUGUACAAAAAUCUGAUCUCUGACAAAAUCGAAAAUAUGUCAACGAAUAUCGAGGCAAAGUGUUUCAUGAAAUCUCAACAUAACAACAGAUCUGAUACUAAUGAAUCUAUAUUAUAAGUAAAUCAGCAAAAUUUUCAAGAUUUAGAAUAUUUAGCACAUUUCUCAGUAAGUCUCUCUACAUUUUUAACUAUGAAUGUUUUGUCGUGCUUAAAAAUGGUGUUCUAUUUGUUAUGAAAUACCUAGUUAUUAAGAUUUAAGUAACUAAUAUAUUCUGCAGUUAUUGGCACUAUGCACUUAGAUAUAUGUAUCCUUACAGUGAGGUCGUAGUUUAUUAAAAUUAACUUUCAUCUAUUUGUAGAUUACUCAGCUGCGUUACAUUCUCUUCAACUAUUAGAAUCUUACAUGUGUACCUAUUAGCUAGUACAGCAUCAAUGUGCGUAUUAUAUUUUAAGUGAAUUAUAUCAAUUUCGUCAAUUUUAGAUUUUAAUGUUAAUGCCAUUAUUAUGCUUUCGGCUUUCCUCACCAGGGCAUUAGUGUGCAGUUAAUAUUUUCUUUAAUUACCACUUAUUGGGCCGAUCUAAUUGUUUGCUGUAUUGGUUUUAUACCAGGCAUCAACACAAAUGUAUUUGACAUAGCUUAGAAUUUUAAAGUGAUAACUGUGCAAGAGAAUGGUCUGUGUGAUGGUAUUUUAUGAACUAAGAGGAGCUUUGUCAACAGUGAUAUUAAUGUAAUAAAUGUAAAGUGUUUUUUGCACAGUUUCACUUAAGAAAUGUGCUUUAAUGGGAUCUAUAACUGUAAGUCUGCAGUAAUUUCAGUAUUUCCUAUAAUAUAUACUUAGAUAUAAAUGACAUUUAUCCAUGUUUUUUACAAUUUUGUAAUAUAUUUUAGUAUAGUUAGCAAAACUUAAUUUAUGACCAUCAAAGAGAGUUGAAUUGUAAUAUUAAAUGCAUAAUAAAAUCUACAUUGUGAACCAACUUUUCAUGUUGGUAUAAUUUUUCACUGUAUACAGAGUACAUAGUUGUGCCAUUAUCAUUGAAAUUAGUGCCAAUAACUGUAAUAACUAAAAAUGUAUUCUAGUCUUUAUUGUUACCUACGCAUAUUUAGUAAUUAAUCAACAUUUUUAAAUUAAUUUUGAACAUAUAUUUACAUACAUAGGUACAUAAACUUACAUGUGUACAUAGUUAUUGAUUUGCACAUUGCAUGUUUAAAGUGUCGUCUUCGUCAUUAGCUAAAUAAAGUAUUUUCUUUGAAAAUAUUUAAUGAGGGUUUGUUAUCUAGAUCAUGUUGAAUUUAUUUAAUAAUUUACUUCUACUUAAAUAGCGGCUCUCCGUUGAUGUUAAAAGACUAGAUAUUGUCCACGGAGCUGUCAGACCCUAAAAAGCAUAGAUAGUUAUAUCUAGCUAGGCAUCAGUUGUGCUAAUCCAUUGUUGGGAAAUAGCGUGAUAUAGACACAACACAACUUGUUAGUUUUUUAAGCUCAGUCGUAAACAUCACAGUAUGUAACUUUAAUGUUUUAUAUACUUACUUACCUACUUAAGUCACUUUUGUUUUAUUGUUAUUUUUUAAACAGUAGCCUAACAGCUCUAACUUAUUAAAAUUCAUUUAUUUAAAAUAUACUUAACUAGGUACAGCUGAAAGUUUGCAUUGGGUCUAUGAAAAUCCCUUUUCCCAAGAAAACCUUUUGGGUACUUAUCUAUUUCUUAUACACCUACAUUAUCAAAGUAACUAUUAAUAUUCAUAAAGGUCAGUAUGAAACACCAAUGUAUUGAAGUAUUACAAAAAAUAUAUUUUAUUGACUAGACUAAUAUGUUACAUAACUAUCAAUGAAAUGCAAUAUUUACUAUUAAACUGUUAAAUUUUGUCAGAAUUUAAUGAAAUACUACUUAAAGCAAAAUAAAUUAUGUAUAUAAACCUAUCUACCUAUGCAGUAUGAGAAGAAGCACAAAUCAUCAUGAUAAUAUCUUCCAGAAUAUCUCACAAAUCUCAAGAAUAUUUUAAGUAUUUAUGUAUGUUUUAGUCUUCCCCGGACAGUAGUCCAGAUACCAAAUUAAAGGGAUACCUAUACACAGCUACUGUCAGCUUAAAUUCAAUAGUUUAACUUUUUCAAAAAUUUAAUCUGCUCUCCGCAAAUUGUUAAUAAUGCACAUUUACCUGUUUGCAUGCAUUUAUCUCACCGGCUUUUACAUUUAGGAGGGCUUGUAAAAUGACAUUUAACUUUUUCCAUUGGCUGCUUUUUAUUCUGUACAUUUACAAUACUUAAUAAAUAUAUAAUAAUAAAUUAUUUUACAUUAAAGAUGUACUUAAACUUUACUAUUUCAUGAAACCAUUUGUAUCAAAUAUUGACACUACUGACUUUUCCAAGAUCUGCUAAAUUAAUUACCUACUAGAUGUGUGAUACAAAUGGUUUCAUGAGAAAAAUUAUAUACAUAAUAUGGGUGCAUUGCAAUAGGGGUACAUUUUUAAAUAUACUAGUAUAAAUCGUUUUUGUGUCAUAAUUUUCAAUUAAUAAUUACUUGUGUAGUAAAAUUGCUGAUAAUCUCAAUAGAUUAACAUUAUCUAUAAUAUUCAGCUAGAAUUGUGUUUAAUGUUUCAAAGCCAAACAUUGCAAAGUUAAUAUUUGUAAGGCUAUAUCAACAUUAACUUGACAUCAUUAUUAGGGUGUUGAUUAAGUGGAUAUGAACAAUGUGUUUAGUCAAAAUUCCAUACCAAUUUGCACCCACGCCUAGGUAUGUGGUUGAGAUUAUUUUAUAUGUUUAUAGUUAGAAAUAUUACCAAAGUAUUUAUACUUUAAUGCACCACAAACUUCAUUUAGGAUUUGCUCUUUUUUGUCAUGAAAGCUAAGUUUGUUGUAGAAUAUAUCCAAUGUGGAUGUAUAGGUGUAUUAAAGAAUUGUCAGUAUAUUUGUAUUAAACAUUAUUACUUGGACCUCUGCAUUGCCGAUUAUCAUGUAAAAUUCUCUAAAAUAAAGUUCUUUUGAUCUACAAUAACUCAUGAUAUUUUAUUUUACAUCUUUACAUUACACUGUUAAACAAUCAAACACUUAUAAGAGUGUCAACAAUUUAUAUUACACUACAUACAAACUACAUAAUUAAUUUAAUCAAUAUACAUACAUACAGUGGGAAUUGGCUACUUCAUACAUAAGCCAAUGUUUACAAAAUAAGAACAUACCUCAAACAAUAUUCAAAUACUUCAUCUUAGAGUGAACACCUUUGCAGCCGUCAACAUCCACAUCAAAGUUCUUCAUCACAUCCUCCAAUUCCUUAUCAUUUAACUGUCUGUCGACCAACUCUUGCUUGAUACAUUGCUUCAAGUGAUACUUUGUAAGAGGUUUGAAAUCAACAAAAGUUGUUGACACUUUUAUCCCUCUCAAGUUCUCCAAUAAUUUCUGACGAAAUGUCUCAUCACAGUUUCUUUUAAAAUCUGCAGUUGAUACAUAACAAUUAUAUAUUAGAAUCACUGUGAUUUCUUUGCCUAAGUACUCACUUUUUUCUACAACUUUCUGUAUUUGUGUUCUGAUGUGCAUAUCAUUAGCAGUCAAAUCAUCCACUAUUAGCAAUGACUUCUUACACAUGGUCAAACCAUACAUAAAGUCUGUUGAGAACGAAUUUGUGAAACUAGGCAUAGUAUAGUGAUACACAUUAGAACAUGGUCCCAGACUAUUCAACAAAAUAGAUGAUACUAGAGUUUUCCCUACUCCAGUUCCUCCUGAGAAUAUUAUUAGUUUUCUAUGGUCUUGCUGUCCCAAUGACUCUAUUAUUGUAUUAAUAACGUCUGUCUGGCCAUAUAAUUGAUGCGUAAGUGAGGUUCUUAACUCUUCUAGUUUGAAAUCCUCAAAGCACUUUAAACUAUAAAUAUGUAGUGCAAAUAUGGACAGUAAUAUUACGACACCAACUGAGAUAGACUGGGAUAAAACAUUGUUGUAACUUUUGGAUGGUCUCUGCAUGUUUAUAUGAAAUUUCUUCACAGUUGGUUGAAUGGCUGAGGUCCUAUUGUCGCUAAUCACUUGCACAUCUUCGGCGACAAAAUCAGGUUUUUCGGUCUUUAUUACAGUCGACGUGUAGGACGGUUCAUCAUAAGAAAUAUCCAUGUCUCGAACUGAAUGACCGCUAGUAUCGAUGUCCAUUGGCUCACAACUUAAAUCAUGAUUCUCCAUUAUUAAAUAUAUAUUCAGUGAAUAAAUACAGACAUAUAACCUCUGAAUGAACAAUUAGUGAUAUGCAUGAAUUUGAAUAACGUCAAACAUCGAUAUAUUUGUAAUAAAACAUUUAGCACAGAUUACUAUAGGAGAACAUUUUAAAUCAAAAUAUUUUUAAAUCUAACCACCAAAAAUUUUGACAAUCACUUAUAAACGUCAUUUUACACGGUUG